Molecule: messenger RNA, 2039 nt
Organism: Clarias gariepinus (North African catfish)
Lineage: Eukaryota; Metazoa; Chordata; Actinopteri; Siluriformes; Clariidae
Gene: trim69
Product: tripartite motif containing 69
Exons: 6
Coding region: 100-1704 (534 amino acids)
Molecular function (GO): protein binding; zinc ion binding
Source: RefSeq, a predicted model, not a curated record
CUGCCAAAAAGGAGAGAGACAGAGAGGGGGGGACAAGAAACUCCAAACUACAGGUUGCAGCAAGAACAAAAACUCAAGAGGAGAGGAGAGACCUGCUGCAUGUGUGUGAGAGAGAGACAGGGACAACAUUUGCGACAUCUCCAGAUUUUUGUGCACGAAAAAAAAAACUUUUCUUUCCAAACCAACCCGAUGUCUAGCAAGCGUCCCAAACCGGAAAAAACUGAAAAGCCAAAAAUGGCGCAGAGACUUAGCCGCGAUCUGACUUGCUCGAUCUGCCUGGAUUUAUUCAAGCAGCCGGUGUCUCUCCCGUGCGAUCACACCUUCUGCAAAUCUUGCAUUACUAACUACUGGAGCGGCGGAGGAGGAGGAGGCGCGCGCGUAACCGGUCAGCCCGCCACCGGCUCGUCCAGCUCGUGCCCACAGUGCCGCAAAGUGUUCCCGGGCCAGGCGUACCGGCCCAACCGCAUCGUCGCCAACAUCGUCGAGAGCUACACCCGGGAGAUCGAGGAGGAGAGCGCGAGCGCCGCGUGCAGCACGCCGAGCGCCGCGCCGCGCUGCGCGCGACACCGCGAGGAGCUCAAGCUCUACUGCGAGGAGGAGCACGAGCUCGUGUGUCUCGUGUGCGCCGUGUCGCAGGAGCACCGCUCUCACGCGCUGGUGUGUGUGGACGAGGCGGAGCAGAAGUACAGGAAGACACUGAGCAGCUUGUCCACGGCACUUCAGGCAGAGCUGAACACAGCGCUGGAGUGUGAGAGGGACACUGAGGAUGAGGUAAAGAAACUGAAGGAACACACUGCGGACCUCAAGCAGCGUAUCGAGGCUCAGUUUAGUGACCUCCACCAGUUCCUGUAUCAGGAGGAGAAAAUGCUGCAGGUGAAGCUCAAGACAGAGGAGCGGAGGGAGCUGAUCCGCCUGGACGAGCACAAAGCCCUGCUGUGUGUGGAGAUAUCCCGGCUGCGGCGUGCUUUCUCAGAGAUCGAAGAAAAACUGAGAGAGCAUGAACCAUACACACUGCUUAGGAACAUAAAGACUCUACUUCAGAGGCAACCACUGAAGUUUGAGAAACCGUCUCUGACACCGCCACAGCUGUGCGAGGGUCGAUUCGCUGGGCCACUUCAGUACCGUGUCUGGAAAUCUCUCAAAGGCAGCCUCUAUCCAGUGCCAUCAGCCAUCACAUUCAACUCGAGCACAGCGAACCCAUGGCUAAGCGUGACGCCGUCUCUCACCUGCGUGCGCUACCAGACCUUCAACAACUCAGCACGUGACAACCCACAACGCUUCGACGCUGCUCUGUCCCUACUCGGUAGUCAAGGCUUCACCCAUGGAUGCCACUACUGGGAAAUUGAAGUGUCAAGCAGUGCUGUGUGGACGGUGGGCGUGGCACGAGAAUCUGUCGGCAGGAAAGGUGUGAUCAAAGCGCUACCGGCCAACGGCUUCUGGACCGUCUCGCUCUCCUAUGGUGUGCAGUACAUGGCAGGGACAUGGCCUCCCACUGUCCUGUCCUUGCAUGAGCAGUUGGAGCGCGUUGGUGUGUACCUCGACUAUAAGAGAGGUCUUGUGUCGUUCUACAACGCUGAGAGCAUGACACACCUCUAUACGUUCCGGGACAACUUUAACGAGACGCUCUAUCCUUACUUUAACCUCGGCUUUCUGGAUAAAGUGCAUGAGAACGAGCCGCUAAAAGUCUUCAUGCCUAAAAUAUAAACCUGAAUUUGGUGCUAAUACUAAAACGAGUGUAGUUUAGGGUGCAAAACCUUGCGUGCACUACCAAGGAAGUUAUCAAAUGCUGCAUUCUUCUCAGUGUGCUAUUUUUCGUGGGUGCAUAGGUUAAUGUUGUGAUGAAUCCUCAUUUAAAAUGAACCCACCUGAUCACUUCUUGUUUUUUCUCAGUCAUUUUGAUUUCAUUGAACAGCAUUCAACAUCCAUGGUCAGGAGCCCAAGAAUAACAAAGCGACCAUGCUCUCAGGAAGGGAUGCUUUCUCAACCCUUUUAAUCAAAUCAACAUAACAUUAACCAAUCAUGAGUGUCUGGUAGCUUGU